Messenger RNA from Puccinia graminis f. sp. tritici CRL 75-36-700-3, 183 nucleotides. RefSeq lists its product as uncharacterized. The transcript has a single exon. Lineage: Eukaryota; Fungi; Basidiomycota; Pucciniomycetes; Pucciniales; Pucciniaceae. The record is from RefSeq and is a predicted model, not a curated record. Bases 1 to 183 code for a protein of 60 amino acids.
AUGCUCAUGGCACAAAUGGCUCCAGAGGUCAUGAUUGCUCCCUCGCACAAAAAGGAUCCGGCACUCAAGCGCACCACGGCUCCUGGCAAGACCCCUCUUGGGCUCAUGCGGGGCAGCGAGACAUCCCCAGUGGCCAAUAUAAUCCUGGUGCUAGUUUUACCAACCACUCAAGACAGCAGAUGA